AUGAUGCCGUAUAUGGAAAAUAUCGACGUAAAUGAUGUGGUGGACUUUAUCAAGUCGCUGAAAGUUGCCGAGCUGAAGGACCAUAUUCGGCUCAUCAACGAGCAGCUGCCCUACGCGCCGAGUGUGCGCCUGUCGGGCAACAAGUCGGAUCUCGCUGCGCGCCUGCUGGAGGUGGUCGAAGCGAAUAGUCAUACCCACAAACGGCUGCAGGAGUUUGCGAUGCUCAUCGGCCCGCUGGGCCUGCAGGCCUACAUGCGGGGCCUCGCGAAUGUGCGCCAGGCGAGCCAACUCGGCCACAUGUACGGCCGGGUGCCCGAGGCGCGGCCGUCGCCUGUUGUGCCGAAAAUCGGCUCUGCGGCGCCGAGCGCCGAGUCGUCGCCUGCGCCCGCUGUGCCACGAUCUCAUACCGGGGCGCUGCACCAGCUGCGCUUCCGCCCGUCGCCCUUUUACGAGGUGCUGGAGUUUGUCUCGAGCAUUGUGCAGAUUCCCGAAGCGCCUCCUCCCUCUGGGCGGCGCCAGGUGAAUGUCAACUUUACCCUGUCGCAAAAGCUGCGCGAGCUUUUGCAGGAUACCCCCAAACGAUUCCAGCUGCGCCUCUUUUGCACGACGUUUGAGCACUACAUGGCCUCGAUCAGCACGCGCCAUGCGGCGCCGGUCGAGUUUCCCUACACAUGCGAGGCGCGCGUGAACGACAAGCCGCUGGGCGUGAGCCUCAAAGGCAGCAAAAAGCACCCCGGGCGCGUGUCGCCCCCCGACGUGAACCGCAACAACUCGCUCUAUCUGCAGCCCGCACACCUGAACCGGAUCGAAGUGGCGUAUGCCAACGCCCCGAACCGCCAUGCCAUUGUCGUUGCGCUGUGCCGCGUGACGAGCGCCGACCAGCUCACUGCACAGCUCAAGCAGCGGCAGUACCGCAGCAAGGAAGAGGUGCUUGCCAAGAUGCAGCGCCAGGCGAUGGACGAGGACAUUGUGACGGGCGCCUCGACGCUCAAACUCACCUGCCCGUUGACCUACAUGCGCUUGGCGACGCCGUGCCGUGCCGAUACCUGCGAGCACAUCCAGUGCUUUGACGCGCAGAGCUUCUACUCGAUGAACGAGCAGUCGCCGCAGUGGCUGUGCCCCGUGUGCAACCAGAGCAUCCUCUCGGACCAGCUCCGCAUGGACGGCUACGUGGAGGACAUUCUGCAGCGCGUCCCGACCGAGGUCGACACGGUGAUGGUCGAGUCGGACGGGACGUGGCACACCACCGACGGCAAGUACACCGACGCCUCGCCCAUUCUCCACACAUUGCCUCCGGCGCCGAGCCCAGAGGAGGACGCAGCGCUGGACCCAGAGAGCCUCGCCGAGUUCCUGAUGGACGAAGACGACCUCGACGCGCCAGAUGCGUCGCAGCCAUCACACGACCCGGUACUGGGCAGCGACCCAAUGACUCCCCCGCCGCUCGCUGCUGAGCAGCCGACGGACGUGAUUGACCUCACCCUCGAUAGCGACGACGAAUAG
This is a messenger RNA of Malassezia japonica, 1500 nucleotides long. RefSeq names its product E3 SUMO-protein ligase pli1 (gene pli1). The transcript has 3 exons. Gene Ontology annotation, molecular function: SUMO ligase activity; zinc ion binding. Gene Ontology annotation, cellular component: chromatin. Gene Ontology annotation, biological process: protein sumoylation. Bases 1 to 1500 code for a protein of 499 amino acids. Lineage: Eukaryota; Fungi; Basidiomycota; Malasseziomycetes; Malasseziales; Malasseziaceae. The record is from RefSeq and is a predicted model, not a curated record.